GAGCAAAGAAAAACGGUUCACAAAAUUUGUUUUUCAUAAACAUAGAAAAGAUUUAAACACACAAACACUUUUUGUUUGUUUCAUCGAUGGCCGACGAUGAUGAGGUGGAAUUUGAUGCCGUCGAUUCUGGAGCAUCGAAAACAUAUCCGAUGCAAUGCUCGGCACUGCGCAAGAAUGGAAAUGUGAUGAUCAAGGGACGUCCGUGCAAGAUUGUGGACAUGUCCACCUCGAAGACCGGCAAGCAUGGACAUGCCAAAGUCCAUCUCGUUGGCAUCGAUAUAUUCACACAGAAGAAAUACGAGGAUAUUUGUCCCUCCACCCAUAAUAUGGAUGUGCCGCAUGUGAAGCGCGAGGAUUAUCAGCUAACUGAUAUCAGUGAUGAUGGAUUUGUCACCCUGAUGUCCGACAAUGGUGAUAUCCGUGAGGAUCUCAAGGUGCCCGAUGGUGAUUUGGGCGAUUGUCUCCGUGUUGAAUUUGGUGAUGGCAAAGAUCUGUUGUGCACGGUGCUGGCUGCUUGUGGCGAGGAGUGUGUGAUUGCCAUGAAGUUUAAUUCGGGCCUGGAUAAGUAAUGUGACGAAAGCCCAGAGACCCAGAACGAACUAAUGCUGACUUAAAAGGCAAAGCAAAUCGCAGAAAACUUUUCUUGUUUAUAUUAUAGCCAAUAGUCAAUCAAUAAAUGUCAUAAGUGCUAUCA
Drosophila grimshawi is the source of this 694-nucleotide messenger RNA. Its product is annotated as eukaryotic translation initiation factor 5A. Bases 87 to 569 code for a protein of 160 amino acids. NCBI's taxonomy places the organism in Eukaryota, Metazoa, Arthropoda, Insecta, Diptera, Drosophilidae. Gene Ontology annotation, biological process: positive regulation of translational termination; positive regulation of translational elongation. Gene Ontology annotation, molecular function: RNA binding; ribosome binding; translation elongation factor activity. The transcript has a single exon. The record is from RefSeq and is a predicted model, not a curated record.